AGUCUUGUGACAUGGGGGUCAUAUGGGGUGGGGUAAAGUGUUCUUUUGUUCAAGAUCUUGGGGAAUCACAGAUACUCCUGAACCGAACUGAAUUCCCAAUUCAGGUGCAGUCGUGCAAAUUGCAAUUGGGGUGGAGUGGUAGAUCGAUCCCUCCCAUGUCAUGCCGCCGCCUCCCGUCUCGAGCAAGAUCUGGAGGCCGGCCAUGAAGCCCCCCGCCCUCCUCGCCGUCCUCCUCCUCCUCUCCCUCUCCUUCCUCCUCUUCCUCCUCAGGCCCACCUCCCCGCCCUUCCUCCUCUCCGCACAGACCUCCGGCACCGACCGCCGCCGCCUCAGCGUCUACGUCACCGACCUGCCCCGCGCGCUCAACCACGGCCUGCUCGACCUCUACUGGUCUCUCCCCACCGCCGACGCCCGCAUCCCGGCCUCCUCCGACCCGGACCACCCGCCGCCGCGCGCGCACCCGCCCUACCCCGCCAGCCCCCUCAUCAGGCAGUACAGCGCCGAGUACUGGCUCCUCGCCUCCCUCCUCCGCCCCGGCCCCGCAUCGUCCUCCGCCGUGAGCGUCGUCGCGGACUGGACGGAGGCCGACGUCGUCUUCGUGCCCUUCUUCGCGACGCUCUCCGCGGAGCUGGAGCUCGGGUGGGGCGCCACCAAGGGCGCGUUCCGCAGGAAGGAGGGGAACGCCGACUACCGCCGCCAGCGGGAGGUCGUCGACCGCGUCACCGCGCACCCGGCGUGGCGCCGGUCCGGCGGCCGCGACCACGUCUUCGUCCUCACAGACCCUAUGGCAAUGUGGCAUGUCCGGGCGGAGAUUGCUCCAGCAAUUUUACUGGUGGUUGAUUUUGGCGGGUGGUACAAACUCGAUUCAAAAUCUGCAGGCAGCAACUCUUCUCAUAUGAUACAGCAUACUCAAGUGUCAUUGCUGAAAGAUGUCAUCAUACCUUACACACAUUUGCUACCGACCUUGCAAUUGUCAGAAAACAUGGAUCGCCCCACUCUUCUGUACUUCAAGGGAGCCAAGCACAGGCAUCGGGUGUGUACUAUUUAUCAUAAAAUCAAAGCACCUGAUAUAUGCACUAUAUUUGGACAGGGUGGUUUGGUGCGUGAAAAACUAUGGGACGUGAUGAUUAAUGAGCCUGGUGUUGUCAUGGAAGAAGGCUUUCCUAAUGCCACGGGGCGUGAACAAUCAAUAAAAGGGAUGCGGACAUCAGAGUUUUGCUUGCACCCAGCUGGCGACACCCCAAGUUCAUGUCGCCUGUUUGAUGCUGUUGCUAGUCUUUGCAUACCGGUCAUUGUUAGCGAUGACAUCGAGCUUCCUUUUGAAGGCAUGAUAGACUACACAGAAUUCUCCAUUUUUGUGUCAGUCGGUAACGCGAUGAGACCAAAAUGGCUAGCAAGCUACUUAAAGACCAUCUCCAAGCAGCAGAAGGAUGAAUUCCGAAGAAACCUGGCUAAAGUCCAGCAUAUCUUUGAGUACGAGAACAGUCACCAUGGUAGCACGGGCUCUGCCCCAGAAGAUGGUGCUGUCAACCAUAUAUGGAAAAAGAUUCAUCAGAAGUUGCCGAUGAUCCAAGAAGCAAUCAUCCGGGAGAAGCGGAAGCCUGAAGGAGCAUCAAUCCCACUUCGGUGCCAUUGUACAUGACCACGUCGCCGAUUCGUUGAUCCCUCCAUCCCACUAAAGGCUUAUCUCAAUGCAUGUUUUUUGUUUUUCGGUUUGUAGUUGCAAAUAGGAGCAUGUAACAGUAGGCCAACGUGUUGUUGAGGGGGUUGGUUUGUUCACUUAAGAAUCGUCCAUUGAAUGGAAUCCCCUACAUUAUCCAGAAGAGAGGAGGAUGAACAGGAUUUGAUGCAUAGUGAUUCUAAA
This is a messenger RNA of Brachypodium distachyon (stiff brome), 1864 nucleotides long. Its product is annotated as probable arabinosyltransferase ARAD1. Gene Ontology annotation, molecular function: glycosyltransferase activity. The transcript has 3 exons. Lineage: Eukaryota; Viridiplantae; Streptophyta; Magnoliopsida; Poales; Poaceae. The record is from RefSeq and is a predicted model, not a curated record. The coding region runs from base 161 to 1642 and encodes 493 amino acids.